AACUAAAAGUAAAGAAAACAACAUGGCGGCCUCCAUGGAGCACGCCGAUAUACCGUCAACUUCCCAAACGGAUGCAAACGGGGACCUCGCAAGUUCCGAUUCGGUUUCGGAAGACGAAGCGGCCGAGCCCAGGAUUCUGGACGCUCCCCAGGACAUCCAUUUGGAGGCGGUCGCCAACACGGUGGCCGUCCACCCUAGCCGAGACAUGCUGGUUUGCGGGGACGUCGACGGGGACGUGUACGCUUUCUCCUAUUCUUGUACGGAGGGCGAGAACCGCGAGCUGUGGUCCUCCGGACACCACCUCAAGUCCUGCCGACAGGUGCGCUUCUCCCAGGACGGCGAGAAGCUCUUCAGCGUCUCCAGGGACAAGGCUGUUCACGUGCUGGACGUGGAGCGAGGUCGGCUGGUCACCAGGAUCCGCGGCGCCCAUGGAGUUCCCAUCAAUAGUCUGCUUCUGGUGGACUCCAACAUCGUGGCCACUGGAGAUGACGGCGGCACGCUUAAGCUCUGGGACAUGAGGAAAGGUACAGCUUUCAUGGAUCUGAAGCACCACGAUGACUACAUCAGCGACAUAGCCGUGGACGAAGCUAAGAAGAUCCUGCUUACUACCAGUGGCGACGGCACCAUGGGCGUCUUCAACAUCAAGAGGCGGCGCUUCGAGUUGCUGUCUGAGUACCAAAGCGGCGAUCUGACAUCGGUGACCCUGAUGAAGCGAGGCAAGAAGGUAGUCUGCGGUUCUUGCGAAGGCACCAUCUACAUUUUUAACUGGAACGGAUUUGGCGCUACCAGCGAUCGCUUUGCCCUGCGAGCCGAGUCAGUGGACUGCAUGGUCCCGAUUAACGACAAUAUACUAUGCGCCGCCUCCAUGGACGGCUACAUUCGCGCCAUCAACAUCCUCCCCAACCGCGUCAUAGGCUGCAUCGGGCAGCACGUCGGCGAACCUGUCGAGGAGUUAGCCAAAAGCUGGGACUCGCGCUUCCUGGUUAGCUGCGCCCACGACCAACGCAUCAAGUUCUGGGACAUUUCCUCAUUAGCGUCGACCACCGUCGACGAGUACCGCAAGAGGAAGAAGAAGGACGGAGGCAUGAAAUCUCUUUCCAAGAAAGCUUUGGGAGACAGCGACUUCUUUUCGGGGCUUGUCGAGGAGCCGCAGAAGACUGAGGACGGUGAAAAGGAUGAAGAACAUGAAGAAGGAGAAGACAGUGAUAGCGACAGUGGCAGUGAUUGAAAUCAUGUACUGAUACUUGCAAAGCUAAUCAAGAUAUUCCUCAUCCAUGCUUAUAUUUCAGUGAAUUGUUUGAUAUUUUUGGCUCAAUGAAUACCGAAAUUUUCGGACUAUCAGUCGCUUCAUUUUGAAUCCUGCGGUUUAUAUUCCAGUGUGGCUUAUUUUUUUAUUUAUUUGAGUUAAUAGAUAACACUUCAUUUGACAGCGGCAUCAUGAGACUGUCAUAAGACCGUCAUAAUUAUGACAUAACAUAAUCAUGGGCAUUACUGAAUGCUUAUGACAGAUGUCAUUAAUAAGAGUCAUCCGGCAAAUUAUGUCAGUAAUUUAUGUCCAGCUCAGAUCUUUUACAUCCAUUCAAAAGGGAGAUAAUUUGCUGUUUGCUGUUAUAAGCAUUCAUUAAUUCUAGCAAUUAAUGAAACAACUAGAACAGUGACUGAAUAAAUAAUUCGGACAUAACCUCAAUUUUGAUUGUUAAUUACAUCUGUAGUGCUGCAAUGCAUGCUAGGAGGCACGUUGGACAUCAACAGUGUUGACAGCAGAUAGCAGAAGAGGUUGACUGUCUCCCCCAAGGGAGCAGUGAUGGGUGAAUGAAGCUUCUUGAAGCAAUGAAGCUGUGCACCAAUUAGUUCAAAGCUUCAUGGUGAUUCAUUUGGUCUUAUGACAGUCUGAUGGCACUAUUUUCAAAUAACAUAACUAGCAAUUAAUGAAACAAGUGGAAAAGUAACUGAAGAAAUAUGCACAGAGCAUGAAUUUUGAUUGUUAUUUACAUCUGUUGCAUGCUAGGAGGCAUGUUGGGGCGACAAAAGUGGUGGCAGCAGAGGUUGACUGUCUCCCCCAAAGGAGCAUUGAUGGCCAAAUGAAGUUUCUUGCAGCAGUGAAGCUUUGCAGACAAUUCAAAGCUUCAUUGUGAUUCAUUUGGUCUUAUGACAGUCUUAUGGUGCUACUGUAAUGAAACUGGUACAGUAACUGAAUAAAUAAUUAGGACAUGCAAUUUGUUAUUUACAUCUGCAGCGCUACAAUGCAUGCUAGGAGGCAUGCUGGACACCAGUGUUGACAGCAGGUGGCAGAAGAGGUUGACUAUCUCCCCCAAGGGAACAGUGAUGGCCAAAUGAAGCUUCUUGAAACAAUGGUGGUUCAUUUGGUCUUAUGACAGUCGUAUGAUGUCGCUGUCAAAUAAAGUGUUACCGGUUAAUAUCUUUUGGUGUAAAUACAGUGAGGACAGUUGCGGCUUAUUGUCCAGUGCGGCUGAUCUAUGAACAAAUGCCAUUUUGUGUCAAAUUUGGUGAGUAGUGGCUUGUAGUUAGGUGCGCCUUAUAGUCCAAAAAUUACGGUAAUUUAUUUUGCUAUGAAUUUCGUUCAGUUGUUUGCAUUUUGUUGCUCACUUCACAACAUAGGCAAAAACUGACAAACUGUUUUGUUUAAAAAAAUGUUUUGUCUUUACAAUACAACGUUAUAAUGUUAGCUAAAACUGCCAUUGCUCAAAAUAGUUUGUACUGUACAAGCACUUUAUAAUAAAUGUGGAGUUUUCAUCAAAAUGGACAUUUUGGAGGCCUAUAACUGGCUGUAUAAAAAACUUUUAUACUUUUUUAUUUCAAUACAUGUAAGAGUUUUGAAGUUUUAAGCUUAAAAUGUGACAUUUUGCUCGUGUUCAUUAAACACUUCUCAAGCUA
This is a messenger RNA of Corythoichthys intestinalis (scribbled pipefish), 2895 nucleotides long. RefSeq names its product WD repeat domain 55 (gene wdr55). The transcript has 4 exons. NCBI's taxonomy places the organism in Eukaryota, Metazoa, Chordata, Actinopteri, Syngnathiformes, Syngnathidae. The record is from RefSeq and is a predicted model, not a curated record. The coding region runs from base 23 to 1228 and encodes 401 amino acids. Gene Ontology annotation, molecular function: protein binding.